GUCCUCUGUCAGUGUGACUGGGAUCGUCAUGUUUGCUAACCUGCUAGCGGCUAAAAUGAUCCUUUUCUUCGCGCUGGUUAAAGAGGAACUUAAGGAUUAUAUCUGCUGAACAUCGACCAGUAUUUACUCAUGUCGGACGCGGAUAACGACGUGGAGUUGGUUGAAACAACCGAGGAAGUUGUUGAAACAGAAGAAUCCCUCCCUGUUAAUACCAACACGCCAUCAGUGGCACCAGAUCUGGAACCGGAACAAUCAUCCAUCCAGAGGCUGCUGAACACGGUGGGACAAGAAGAGAAUCAUAAUGGCUUUUGUUGUGAGGAGUGUCUCACUCUCUUCCAGAACCAGUAUGGUCCUGAUAAAACGAAUGGCCCAUCUUUUAUUCUUGACUUCCCAACGAGCAUGGGGGUCCCCCAGAGGGCCCUGCUCACGCUGCCGUACGGCCUGAUGAUCGGUAGGUCCAGCAUUCCUGGUGCCGGAGUCGGGGUCAUAAAUCAUGGAGCGCUGGUGUCUCCUGGAAUGCAUUUUGGACCGUUUGAAGGAGAAGUGACAUCAAUGGAAAAUGCCAUGGAAAGCGACGUCUCCUGGGAGAUUCACAAAGGAGAAGACCAGUACGAGUAUAUUAAUGCCACCAAAGAUUCAUACUCAAACUGGAUGAGGUACGUCAACUUUGCUCGCAGUAAAGAGGAGACAAACUUGUUGGCAGUCCAGUACAAGGGUAGCAUCCUGUUUCACUGCUGCCGCUCUAUCCGUACUGGAGACGAGCUCACCAUGUGGCCCAGCAGCAACCUGACCGCUCAUUUCAGCAAAGCUUGGGCCCACAUGUGGCUUUUGAAGUUACACGCAGCUGAGACUAGUAUACCUGCCACAGCUCCUGUCUUCCAGUGCUCCCACUGUCGUCUCUCCUUCACCACAGAGGCUUUCCUCCAGCGACAUGCCGGAGACUUUCACCCGCAGCCUAAAGCCGGUGAACGCCACGCUUCUGCAGACCCGGGUCAAUCUGCCGCGCUUGUCCCGGGAUUAGCUGGCGAUUCCCUCAAGUCCAAUACGUGCGACGAUUGCGGAAAGGUUUUCAAGCAAAUGCCUCACCUCACGAGGCACAAGCUGUGUGUCCACUCGAACAAGCGCCCGUACUGCUGCCCGCAUUGCAAGCGAAGCUUCAGCCAGGCGUCUGGUUUGAUCAGACAUCAGCGCGUCCACCAGCAGGAGUAUGUAAUACAGGUUUUGAAGAGGAAUGAAAUAGCUGUUAAAACCGAAGGCUGUGCAGCAGAGGAAGAAGGUUUUAAUCCUGCAGAAGCAGUUGUAUCGGAGGAAACGCAGGACAUGGAUCAAAGUGAGAAUCCGCAUGAAGCUACGAGUGCAACAGAGACUCUAAACGCUGCGGAUGAUGAGGCUGAAUGUCGGCUGAAUUGUUCAGACUGUGAUAAGAGCUUCACAAAUGAAGCGGCUUUCAAAAAGCACAAGGUAACGGUUCACGAGAAGUUGCGUCCGUACGUCUGUGCUGUGUGUCAGAAAUGCUUCCGUCAAUACCACGACCUGAACAGGCAUCUGCAGAGACACCAGAAGGAAAAGGAAAGGAGCGAUGAAAUGACUCCGGACACAGGGGAUCCCACCGUUAUGCCCUUCAGCUGCGCCAAGUGUGCGGUGACUUUCUCCUCCGUAGACGCCCUGCAGCAGCACAUCAAUGAGAUCCACUCGGACGACGCCUCCAGCAAAAACCAAGAGGCCGGUUUGCUUCCUUCCAGCGUCGACUCGGCCCAAGAUCCUCCGUCUCUCAGGCCUCAGCGUCUCGGAGCAAGAUCGAAAGUUUCCGCCGUCACCAAGCUGUUGGCACCCAAGCGGAAAGCAGCCACCUCAGCUCAGACUGAAGCAGAGGCGGCCGGCCUCAAAAAAGCCGUGUUGGCCAAGUGCAAGUGGUUCAGCUGCAACCGCUGCAAAAAGACCUACGAGAACCCCGACGAUCUGAAAGCACACAAGUGUCACCUGAAGCAGCUCAAAUGUGGCCAAUGCGGCGCAGCGUUUUCCAAGAUCGGUUACCUGAAGAGACACGAGCGGGUGGCGCAUGUCAAGAAUAAAUCUUACAGAUGUGAGCGCUGCAGUAAAGACUUCUCCACAUCUGGCAAGCUUAAACAGCACGAGAAAAACAACUCCUGCAUGAAGUACCACUGUGCUUCGGAGCACUUCCCCUGCUCCUUCUGCCAGUUCUCCUUCACCCUGAAGAGCUACCUUAUCAAACACAUCAAGAGGCAUCACCCCGUGGAGUUUCUGUCCCGCGACCAGGAAAGCCUGGCGAGUCAGCUGGACGAGAAGGGCGGCGAGUACACGUGUCCGCACUGCGGGACAGACUGCGAAAACCAAAAAGCGUUCAAAUCCCACAUGUGCUUCCGGCAGCUGAAGGUGCUGUACCUGUGCACGGACUGCGGGAAGAGCUUCACCAACCACUACAGCCUGAAGCAGCACCAGCGCAUCCACACGGGCGAGAAGCCGUACAGCUGCCAGCACUGCGGCAAGAGCUUCUCCUACGUGGGCCAGCUCAACGUGCACCUGCGCACCCACACGGGGGAGAAGCCCUACCUGUGCACGCACUGCGGGGAGAGCUUCCGCCAGUCGGGGGACCUGAAGAGGCACGAGAGGAAGCACACGGGCGUGAGGCCGUACAGCUGCCCCGAGUGCAGCAAGAACUUCAGCCGCCCGCAGAGCCUCAAGGCUCACCAGAUGCUGCACCUGGGACAGAGGAUGUUCAAGUGCACGCAGUGCGGGAAGAGCUUUUCCAGGAACUAUCAUCUCAGGAGACACCACCAGAAGAUGCACACGUAGUCCCGUCACGUUUGAAAGACUGGAAAUACCACUAAGGAUUAUGUCAUAUUUUGUGUACAGCAGUAGCCCUUAUUUAAACGAAAGCCUUUAAUUUCCCGGAACAAAGUUGUUUGGACUAAAUGGACUAAUGGACAGUGAAACUGAUUAUUCUGCAUUUGCCAAAGGUUUGGCAGAGGUUUUCCUUUAGUUUGUCAUUUUGGUUUGAAAUAAAAACAACAAAGUUAACCGUCACUGUUGACCAUUUAUUCCACAAAACAUACAAUGCAAAGCAUGUGCACUGUAC
Molecule: messenger RNA, 3097 nt
Organism: Cololabis saira (Pacific saury)
Lineage: Eukaryota; Metazoa; Chordata; Actinopteri; Beloniformes; Belonidae
Product: histone-lysine N-methyltransferase PRDM9-like
Exons: 7
Coding region: 130-2814 (894 amino acids)
Cellular component (GO): nucleus
Molecular function (GO): protein binding
Source: RefSeq, a predicted model, not a curated record